CUCUACUUGUGUUGUGUUCUCACCAUGAACUUCAACAGCUGGAACUGGUUCUGGAGUGUUUGUUUCGGAGUGAUAGCAUUUGUAAUCAUUAUUAGUAACUCCUUGUCAAUCGCAGUUCUUGUCAAGCGAAGGUUUCGCAAACGUUCUCUUUACCUGUUAAUCGAUUUGGCAAUAGCUGAUCUCUUAGUUGGAUUAUUUGCAGUACCGAUUUAUAUGAUUACAGUCAUCUCUGAAGGCAAACACGUGCCACUAGUCGCUCUUGAUAGUGUCGAUAUGUUUACUGGUCUCUCCUCCAUUUUCACAUUGACUGUUAUUUCUUUUGAAAGACUCUUUGCUAUCAGUCGGCCACUUCGUCAUCGGCAGUUAUCCUCACACAGCUACGUCAUUGCCAUAGCAACGCCAUGGAUCCUCUCCCUCGCGGUGACUUCAGUUCGAGUGUUUCAGCACUAUUCAAUCGUGACAAAUCACCAUGUCGAUAUGUUUACAGGUCUCUCCUCCAUUUUCACAUUGACUGUUAUUUCUCUUGAAAGACUCUUUGCCAUCAGUCGGCCACUUCGUCAUCGGCAGUUAUCCUCACAUAGCUACGCCAUUGACAUAGCAACGCCAUGGAUCCUCUCCCUCGCGGUGACUUCAGUUCGAGUGUUUCAGCACUAUUCAAUCGUGACAAAUCACCAGUUUUUAUCAGUUAUUAUUAUCAGUUUGUCGACUCCUUUGCUAAUAACGUGCACUUCUUACUGCGUCAUCUGGCGUAAGCAGACUUUCCGCAUACAUAACGGAGUAAGGGCGAGGAGAGAGACGAGGCUGUCUAAGACAUUGUUUUUGAUAACAGGAACAUUUGUGUUGACUUGGCUACCAUUUCAAGUUCUGCUAGUUCUAGUAAAUAUGUGUGUGCCGUGUACAAAAAUGCACAUUGUGGUCUUUUUUGUUUUUAAACUCCUUCAGUUCAGUAAUUCGUUUAUAAAUUUUUUGAUUUAUUGUCUAAGAAUGCCAGAUUAUAGAAAAGCUGUUUCACAAAUAUUUCAUUGCUAAUGCCGCGGUCACUCCAAUAAUCCCGAGGUUAAUACGUUAGGCGAUAGCCGAACAAAUAUCGUACUAAUACACUUCUCAAGUGCACUGUCUUUAUAUAAUGUUCCAGGAACUCAUGCCAUGAUUAAUGCAGCUGAUAUAAUGCGAUUGUAACGCUUGGAGAAAUAAAUAUCUGGUAGAUUUUUUCGAGUUUAAUUUAUGAAUAGCAACUACUGUGAGCAUGUUACUUGUUCACGGUUUUAACAAAAGUAAAAUUGCUACCGCGAUAUUUUGUUAUCUAACAUAUCUUUCAAGCGUUGGAUAGAUAUGAAGUAAUAAAUAACCGUUCACAGUUGAUUAUCAUCUUGUGUGCAACGCCAUUUAAUAGGACUCCCACUGGUUUCACAGAAUAGGGGAAGAUGGGCAAUUUUAACCCGCGUUCGCAGGAACAUAGAGUUCAAGGGAACAUAUGCAUGAAACAUGCAUUUCCUGGGGAUCACGGGAACAAGCCCUCUGCAGGGUAGGGCAAAUAAAAUCGAAAUGAACGGCGUAAAAGGUACCAGAAUCUCGCGACAUUGUCUCUGCUCCCAUGACAUCAAUGAGUCAUCAGCAUU
This is a messenger RNA of Orbicella faveolata, 1619 nucleotides long. Its product is annotated as beta-1 adrenergic receptor-like. Lineage: Eukaryota; Metazoa; Cnidaria; Anthozoa; Scleractinia; Merulinidae. The record is from RefSeq and is a predicted model, not a curated record.